CAUAAACCCCAAACAUUGCUCAGAUUUUUUCCCUCUCCUUCUCUUCACGUUAGCUUCCUCUCAAUCCUUUCUCUCCAUGAAACAUUGAAGCCCCAUGUCAUGUCUCGUGACUUCAACAACUCUCGUCCUCUCAAUCCCCACCUCAAUUUCUCCGUGUCUCCCUUACAAUCAAUCCCUGACAGCAACCUUCUUCACCCCUUUCCUCUCUCAUGACUUCUCCCCCCCUUCCGCCCUAUUUCUUUAACCGGAAAAUAAUUACCAGCAGUACCACCAACAGUCAUGCGGUCUCCACAGCCCCACCGUAGCGGCGGUGACACCCAACAACACUUCCAAUCCACCGUGUCAGUACAGAAGCUGAAACGAUUCAACUCACUCAUUCUUGUUUUUCGAUUCGCUGCCUUUUGCUUCUCGCUUGCCUCUGCUGUUUUCAUGCUCACAAACUCUAGAGGAUCUGAUUCCCUUCAUUGGUACAAUUUUGACGCAUUCAGAUACGUUUUCGCUGCGAAUGCGAUCGUCGCCAUAUACUCUCUAUUCGAGAUGGCUGCUUCCGUCUGGGAAAUCUCAAGAAAUGCCACGCUCUUCCCUGAAAUCUGCCAAGUCUGGUUCGAUUUCGGCCACGACCAGGUGUUUGCGUACCUGCUAUUGUCAGCUAACACCGCGGGUACGGAGCUGGCGAGGACACUGAAGGACACGUGUACGGAUAAUAAAGCGUUCUGUGUGCAAUCUGAUAUAGCGAUUGUUUUGGGUUUCGCCGGGUUUUUGUUCUUGGGCAUCUCGUCCCUGUUUUCGGGUUUUCGGGUGGUUUGUUUUAUAAUCAACGGCUCUCGUUUUUAUGUUUAGAUUAAUAGUAGAUUAGGUUAAUCCUGUAUGAGAUUAAUUAAGAUUGGACAGACAAUGAGGGAAUAUUUUGGGAAAGCGUGUGAGCAAUUUCACGUUUUUACUGUGUGAGAUUGAUUUGCGUGUCUGUCUGCCUUUGAUGUUUAUUUUUGUGGCAGAGAUGAUGGUGUUCUGUAGUACAUUUAGUACUGUGUACAUGGGUUUGUGUAUUAUUGGAUUCCUCGCUAAUUUAAUUUUCUGUUUGAAUAA
This is a messenger RNA of Populus trichocarpa (black cottonwood), 1086 nucleotides long. RefSeq names its product CASP-like protein 4C2. The record is from RefSeq and is a predicted model, not a curated record. The coding region runs from base 280 to 840 and encodes 186 amino acids. The transcript has 3 exons. NCBI's taxonomy places the organism in Eukaryota, Viridiplantae, Streptophyta, Magnoliopsida, Malpighiales, Salicaceae.